GAGAAGGUACGAACUUAAGAAGAAAGAGAAGAAACGUACAUAUACAGUUCCACGUUGGAGUCUCCAUCACCGUUUCCAUUUUUAGUCUGCAAAAUAUUUGGAUUUGGAUACCAGGAUGGUAAAAAAUGGAGAGUAGAACUCAUCGUCAUCAACCUUACUGGGACUGUGAACGAGACUGUAGUUUCGUAACGAUGAAUCCAAAAUUGGAACCCUAACUGGCUAUUCCUUCAUCUCCGAUUGCGGUUUAUUGAUUUCCGAUCAGGAACCUCGCAGCUGUAUCCGCCAAACUGCAAUAGCCGACGAAAUUCCGCGUUGGAAUCUGCGUUGUCUAGUUCGCCCCGAAGAUCCACAAGCACCCUUUACCCAGUCGGAGUUCCCACUGGGUGAGGACUCGGGGAAUUCGGCAUUGUCUCUGCGAAGUUAGGGUUUUUCUUAGCCAUGGCGACGUCCAGCUGGCGUGAUACCUACAAGGGGAUGUCAUCCGAUAAUGUGAAGGGUCUUUGUCUUGCUCUGUCGUCUAGCUUCUUCAUCGGUGCCAGUUUCAUUGUGAAAAAGAAAGGCUUGAAGAAGGCUGGUUCUAUCGGAGUUAGGGCAGGGAAUGGAGGCUACUCUUACUUGUAUGAGCCUCUUUGGUGGGUGGGCAUGAUAACAAUGAUUGUUGGAGAGAUAGCUAAUUUUGCAGCUUAUGCAUUUGCUCCAGCUAUACUGGUUACCCCACUUGGUGCUCUGAGCAUUAUUAUCAGUGCUGCACUUGCUUAUGUUAUUUUACAGGAGAAGCUACAUUUGUUUGGAAUUCUUGGUUGUGUUUUGUGUGUUGUGGGUUCAACAACAAUUGUUCUACACGCACCUCAAGAGCGAGAAAUCACAUCAGUGACAGAAGUUUGGGAUCUUGCUAUGGAUCCAGCAUUUAUCUUAUAUGCAGCUUUGGUUCUAAUAGCUGUCUUCAUUCUCAUCAUCUACUUUAUUCCACUCUAUGGCCAGACACACAUAAUGGUCUAUAUUGGUGUUUGUUCCCUUGUAGGUUCUCUAUCGGUCAUGAGUGUUAAGGCACUCGGAAUUGCCUUGAAGUUAACUUUGUCAGGGAUGAAUCAACUUCUUUAUCCCCAAACUUGGGUAUUCACGCUAGUUGUAAUCAUUUGUGUUCUUACCCAAAUGAAUUAUUUAAAUAAGGCACUGGAUACUUUCAAUACAGCAGUGGUGUCUCCCAUAUAUUAUGUUAUGUUCACUUCGUUAACCAUUUUGGCUAGUAUUAUCAUGUUUAAGUUGAAGGCUCGUUGGCAGUGAUUGUAGUUUAACCUUAGUAUUUUUUUUAUGCAUUUUAUAUAUACUGUAUCCUAAGUUGUAAUUACAGAAGACAAAGCAAUGGUAAAAGAUAGAGAUUAAGGGAGACAGGUUAAAAUUUGUUGUUGUUUGUUUGUCUUAACCUGUUACUUCAAAUAGACUCUUUGUUCACUUCUUGGAAAUUGGACAUGUUCUAAUCUUUAUUUAAUAUUUAUACAAGAUCCCUAGCUUAAAAUCGUAGGCAAAUGAUCAACCAUGUUACUUUUUGCCUUGUUUGGUAUCAUAGAAAGGAAAGGAAAAGAUUGAUGGGUUAUCUUAUACUUUGAUAUGAUAGGAUGGAAAGGGAGAGACAUUUCCCUAUGUCUUGCAUGAUGGAAGGGAAAGGAAAUAAUAUCUAGAGAUGUCAAAUUACUUUAUUCUAAGAUUCUUAUUUUUCAUUUUUUUAUGUAUAAUUUAACUUCGCUUUCUUUUCUAUUUAUCUUAAAUUAUUUGUGUGAGGCCCACAGCAAAAAAUCUCCUCCUCUUUUCCUUGCCAUCUUGGAUAGAUGACGUGCGGUGCAAAAUUUGCGUGGGACUCAGCUUUUUCCCAUCCCCAAUUCUUCCCCUUCUUUUUAAAGAAAUACAAGCCCAUGAAAGAAAGUCCUAAUCCCUCCCAUAUUUCCUUCCCUAAGAAGUGAGGUGACGUUGGCUAUAUAUAUAGACUGCAGGACCCCAUUGAGCUUUUAUAAACAACUAGCUAUUAAUAUAUAUCAUUCAAUGUGAGAUUUAGAUCUAUAACUUUCUUUGGUGCCUUUGGUCUCCCUCUUUGUUUUCGAAGGAGGGGUAAAGACCAUCAAUUCAACUCUCUGCAAUGGCGCACCUUUAGCAGCCUUCUUUGCACAUAUUUAAAUCACUUUAGUGGGUUUUCUACCAUUUUUUCGCUGAUAGGUGUGAUACCAAAUGUUCCUUGUAAGGUUGAAAAUUAAAUCCUGUUAAAGAGAAUGACGGCUGGCAAUGAGGAUCAAAGUUCUGAUACCAUGUCAGAACUAGUUAAAAACUUCUGUUAAAUCUAGGCUUAUGACUGGUUUUAUCUUGAAUUUACGUGUGAAUUUGCUAGUUCUAUGGAUAUGUAAUCAUAAAAUUGAUCCCUGAUUUACUUAUGAAUUCG
Prosopis cineraria is the source of this 2428-nucleotide messenger RNA. Its product is annotated as probable magnesium transporter NIPA3. Gene Ontology annotation, molecular function: magnesium ion transmembrane transporter activity. The transcript is spliced from 8 exons. Bases 439 to 1284 code for a protein of 281 amino acids. Lineage: Eukaryota; Viridiplantae; Streptophyta; Magnoliopsida; Fabales; Fabaceae. Gene Ontology annotation, cellular component: membrane. The record is from RefSeq and is a predicted model, not a curated record. Gene Ontology annotation, biological process: magnesium ion transport.